AUGGCUCAACUAUGUGAAGCCAGAACAAUACUAAAACGAUUGAGCGAACGUUUAUAUCAACAGAGUAAUUGCGACAAGCAGCCUGAUAUUAAUUCAUUGCAACAAAUCCUUGAUAGUCCAUUAUUUAAUACAUUAUAUAAUUUACAAGAAUCUUUUCAAGAAUUGAAAUUUAAAUUUGAACAAGGAAAUCAUUUAAUAAAAAGUUGUUCAUUUGAUUUUGAUACCGACGGUCAUUUGAAAUUAAUCAGCGAGAAAACAACGAAUUCAAAUAUCGACUAUAACGAUCAUUUAUCGAAUGAAGGUGUCAUUCGAAAAGUUAUUAUAAAUAAAAAUACACCCAAUGAAUCAUUAGGAUUUAGUAUAAUCGCGUAUAAACACCGUUUAUUUGGUAUUAAUGCAAUUUUUAUUCAUGAUAUUCAACCGAACGGCCUUGCCGAUGUAAAUGAUCAACUACGUGUAGGCGAUCAAAUAGUUUGUGUCAACGAUAUUUAUUUUGAUUCACAAGAUUCAACACUCGCCAUUCGUGCUCAUCAACUUCUUCUUGAUUUAACACGUUUAUCAAUUGAACUUGUUGUUGUUGCCACAACUACUAAUUAUCCUCAUGCGGCUGUUGGAACGUCGAACAACGACGAACACAGCUGUGUUCCGACAUUGUCGACGCCUUUUCACGUCGACAUGGUGCUAAAUACAUUGUGGACACAAAUUGAAGUUGUCGAAUUAACGAACGACGGAUCUGGACUAGGCUUUGGCAUCACUGGCAAUAAAUCAACGGGUGUUGUUAUCAAAGCAAUUGUACCUGGUUCAAUUGUCGAUAAAGAUGGUCGCAUUCAUACGGGUGAUCACUUAUUUCAAAUAAAUCAUGUCUUUGUACGUGGUAUGAGCUCUGAACAAGUAGCUGGUAUACUUCGACAAUCUUCUCAGCAAGUUCGUCUUGUUGUUGCACGAAGUGUACGUGAACCACCAGCCGCUUCAACAACUUCAUUAUCAUCAUCAUUAUCAUCAUCAACAACAACAACAACAAAAAUAACAACCGCAGCUGACAUUAAGAUGAAUUCUUCAGCAUUAAUGACACAACGUCCAUCAUCCACAUCCGACACUUUGAUAGGAACAAUAAAUAAUAAUGCAAAAUCAACUACGACACCUUUAUCAAUGAUUAGUGAUAAUGAUGGAAUAAUAAAUAGUUCGCAAAAUCGGAUUCUAAUUCGUACUGAACGUUUACUUGAAAACAAUCACAAUUUUGAAAAAAUUAUUGAAAAUCUUCGUGAGCAGUGUCAAUAUGAAGAUGGGACACAACUUUUGGAUGUAACAUUAGAGAAAGGUGAUGACGGUUUAGGGAUUACUGUUGCUGGUUAUGUUAGUCCUGAUUCAACAAAUAAUGAUGCCAUAGCCGGUAUAUUCAUUCGUGAUAUAGCUGAAGGUAGCGUAUGUUUCCGCGAUGGUCGUUUAAUGAUUGGCGAUCAAAUUAUUGAAGUCAAUGAUCAAUCUCUUAAUGGCUUUUCUAAUAUUCAAGCACUUUAUUUAUUACAAAAUACAAGUUCAUCUGUACGACUUAAAGCUCGACGCUAUCUUGAUGGUAUUAAAUUUGAAAAAAUAAAAGAAAUGAUAGCUCUUGAAUCAUCACAUCAAUUAGAAGAAAAAAUUGAAUUUCAAUCUCAAGUUGAUAUUUAUGAACAAAUACGUCAAAGAUGGAUUAAAGUUUUAGGAAACAAUUAUGAUAUAUUAGUCACUGAUGUUUAUAAACCUGAUAAUGGUGGUCUUGGAAUAACACUUGAAGGUACAGUUGAUAUUGAAAAUGGUGAAGAAGUUCGACCUCAUCAUUAUAUACGCGCAUUAUUGCGUGAUGGACCUAUUGGUACAGAAGGAACAUUAAAAGCUGGUGAUGAACUUUUAGAAGUUAAUAAUCAAAUUCUAUAUGGAAAAAAUCAUAUCAAUGUCAUUGAAAUCCUUAAACGUGUUAAACAUCAAAUAAAACUUGUUUGUGGUCGCCGAAAAAUUUCUCAAACAAACGAAACUACUACAACGAAUAAUAUUCACAAUCAUAGUCGUUCACGUUCAAUCACAUUCGGACAAACGACUGAAAUUGUUGUUAAAGCUAAAAGUAUGGGAACAUUAGAUGCACAGAAUUCAUCAUUCAAUCAUAACUCAUCAUCCACACGCAUAACACAACAAUAUAAAUCUCGUUCUCUCGAAGUGAUUUCAAAUUUAGCUUUAUGGUCAACAUCAAUUAUAAACGUUGAAUUACAUAAAAGUGAUCAUGGCCUUGGUUUUUCUGUACUUGAUUAUCAAGAUCCAUCAAAUCCAAGUCAUUCACCUGUUAUUGUUAUACGUGCAUUAGUACCUGGUGGCGUUGCACAAUUAGACGGAAGAAUUGUUCCAGGCGAUCGUUUAGUUGCUGUCAAUGAUAUAACACUUGAAAAUAUGACUCUAGAUGAUGUUAUUAAAAUCCUAAAAUCAACACCAAUAGGUCCUGUUAAAUUAAGUUUAUCAAAGCCAUUGCCAUAUCCCAAAUUUAAAAACGAUAACGAUGAAGAUAAUACUACAACCGAUAGUGAUCAAGAUGCAGUCACUACUAAUCAAAUAAAUCAACGUGCAUCACGUAUUAGUAAAAGUUCAACAAUGACUGCCACUAUUAAUAAUCAUAAACGUUCUGCUUCAACUCAUCAUACUUCACGUUCCUCAUCAAUAAAACGACCAGCUGUACCAGCUGGUAUUGCAUUAUCAGCUCCAGCUAUUCUAAGUAAACACGAAUAUUUGGAAUCAUUAGUAGAUAAGGAAAAUAUGAAAAAAAAUAUUGUACCCCGAGCAUCAAGUGCUAGUCGGACAACUUGUCCCGACAGAAUAUCUCCAAGAAUUUCUCCAUUUGAACCUGUGCAAUCUCGAAAAGAUCAAAUUCGACAAUUAAAUAGAGAAGAAUAUCUCGACUUUUUACCACGAAAAGUAUCCACAUUAACAACACAAAAAUUACCACCAGAUAUUACAAUAAAUUUACCUGAAUUUCAAGAUUUUCAGUCAGAUCAUCUUGUGCUUAUACCCCAAAUAAUUUCUCAUCCAUCUUAUGAUCGAUUACGUGGUUUAUCUGCUUUUACAGCAACGAAAUUUAAUCGACAAUCGACAAAUAAUAAUUCUAAUAAUAAUAAUAAUAAUAAUAAUAACAUAAUAUCUCAAACAUUAGUAAGAAUCACAUCCACUGGUUCACCGCAUACAAGUUAUUCUUCAGUGAAACGAUUAUCCCGAUUACGACAAACUCAUGAUACAAGUAAUCAAUGUGACCAAGAACAAAUCCAUAUUAUGCGACCAUCAUCGUUGAGACAAAUGACAAAUAAAUUUGACUCAAUAGCAUGUUUCCAUGAACCUGACUUGAGUAGUGACGACGAACACAAUAAUAAUAAUAAUAAUAAUAAUAAUAAUAAUAAUAAUAAUAAUAAUUAUGAUGCUGCACGUUCUUCAUCGUCAUCGUCUCCACUAACUCAUCGACAUUCGAUAAAAAAUGUUAUUUGUCCAACAAAAACAACUCCAAACGCAGCCACAUCAAUUAUAGACGAAGAUGCACAUGAAGUUGACUCCAUCAUUAAACAGUAUCAACGAAUUCUUACAAAUAAUAAAAAUGAAAAUAAUAGUAUAAUAACACCCACUUUAAAAACACCCACAACUCCAACUAUAGCACCUAAAUGGACUUCAUCAAGACAAUCGUCGCGUAUGGCAUCACCAGCUCUAUCGACUAGUUCACAGUCUUCCGGACGAGUUAUUACAUUUCUAAACCAUGAAGUCAUACAAUUACCUGUGUAUCUUGAACGUGAGAUACGUGUUAAACAGAAUUUUGAUCAACUUGGUUUAGUUGUUGAUGCAUACGUUGAUGAAGGUGUUAAUGGAUGUUUUAUACGUUCUAUAACACCAACACCAACUCUUUCUAAUCAACAUGGUUUAAGACUAGGUGAUUAUAUCUUAUCAAUUAAUAAUGAAAAUAUGAAAAAGAUUAGCAAUGCACAAGCGCGUUCAAUUAUACGGCGUGCCUCACUCAUUGGGUCAGAUAUCAGUGUCGUUUUCAUUCCUGGAGAUGAAGCUAAACAAUUUAUAAGUCAUACACUCGACCCACAAACAGCAUCAUCACCCGUGCCACCCGAAAUAACUUGUUCUAAUGUAGAACCUUCUUUAACUAAACCUGUAAUAACAACAACACCCACAACAACAACAACAACAGCAACAACAGCGACGACGACGACAGCAACCACGGAACAUGGUGAUUCAUAUGUAUUUGACUCUCAUCCUAAUCAACAAACAUAUACAACAAUUAUUGAUAGUGAAACAUUAAGUGCAACAUUGUGGGGACCGCCAAGAACAGUCACACUUCAUCGUAGUGAACAUGUUAAGAGUUUAGGAAUAAGUAUUGUUGGUGGUAAAUUAGAUUUUUCCGGUCCAGGAAAUACAAUUGAAUCAUGCAUAUCGGGUAUAUUUAUAAAACAUGUUUUACCUGAUUCCCCAGCUGGACGUGAUGGUACAUUGAAAACGGGUGAUCGUAUACUCGAUGUAAAUGGAUAUGAUCUACGUGAUGCAUCACAUGAUCGUGCCGUUGAGAUAAUUCGUGCUGCUCAAUCACCUGUUCAUUUCAUAGUACAAAGUUUACUUGAUCCAGCAAAUCCUACGUCAUCAACAAUUGAUUAUUCAUCUAUAAAUGUUUCUCACAUUCCAACUAAUUCUCUAUCGCAAAAUAAAAGUUUAACUACUAACCAAAAUCUUUUAAUAAAUGAACGCAAAACUGAUGAAUUCAGUAAACAAUAUGGACAUUUAAAUGGUGAUUUAUUUUUUAUUGAUAUCAAAAGAAAUAUAACCGAAAUUAAUGAACCACUUGGACUUUCUCUGAUUGGACAUCGGGAUUCAAACAAAUUAGCUGUUUUUGUUUGUGAUAUUCAAUCUGGUUCGUUACUUGAUCGUGACAAUCGCAUACGUCCAGGCGAUCAAUUACUUGAAGUUAAUGGUGAAAUUCUUUUGGGUAAGGCACAUUCAGCAGUGACACCAAUUAUUAAGUCGAUUAAAGCUGAUACAUUAAAUUUCGUCGUACUUCGAAAUCCCGAUUCAAUCAAUGAUAUGGCUUUUAGCAAUCAACAUGCUGCAGCACGUAUACGAGUAUCAACGAUGGCAUCGACUGGUGUUCAAAUCUGUUCAACAUCUCUCAAAUCACCACAAAAGCAAAUAUCAUCAUUAUCAUCAUCGUUAGAACCCACACCAGAACAACAGACGACAAAUGAUGUCAGCCAUCAUGCCCAUGUCCCCAGGCACCAAACGGAUGCCUAUGAAUAUACAAAUGACGAGAUUGAAAAUAUAAAAAAUAAGAAUAGUAGAACAUGUUCUAUACCACAAACAACAACAACAACAACAAAAGAUGAAAAAUUAUCAGUUGAUGAAGAAAUGCUAAAAUCAUCGUCGUCGUUGUCGUCUAAUCGAAUAAUAACAACUACUGACGUUCAAAGCGACAACAAUGAAGUUUCAUCAUUCAAUCAUAAUAUUAGUAGUAAUGCCACGACCACGAUGUUACAUUCUAUUUCUUCCGAUAUAAGUUCUCCUACUCGUCGUUUCAUUCCAUCUUCAUUCGAUCAACAAUCGUCUGCAUAUGAAAAUGACGAAUCAAUGUCGACACUACUGCCAUCAAUGACAACAACUUCAUCUUCUGUGUUAAUGCAUGAGCAAGCAAAUCUUGAAGAUGAUAAAUAUUUAGAAAAUAAAAUUCAAUCGUACAAAGAUAUUUCCAUUGAUAAUCAACAAACCAGAGCCUCUACCACAGGCAAUGCUUCAGAGAAAAAUCAAAAUGAAGUAUCACCCAAAAAUUCUUUUUCAGUUCCGCAAUCAAACGAAUUAGAAAGCCAGAAAAAUAACAUAUCGCCUUUAGAUGUCAAUAUGUCAUCACCUAAUAAACAAAAUAAAGAUGAUAAUUCACCAGAAAUACUAGCAUUACCCAUAAAAACAACAGCGAACGGUGCUGUUACAUCGCCUAUUUCUAUCAUGUCGUCAUCUUCGAGUUCUUCAUCAUCACUUUCAGUUUCAACACCAUCAUCAACUGAGCAUACAACUCGAAAAUCAAUAGCAUCUUCAUCAGUACAAGUACCUCGACGUUCCUCAAUGUCAGUACAAGGUACAUCAAUCACACUUAUAUUAAAUAAGGAUCAGAAAGGUUCGUUUGGUUUAACGUUAACUCAACAUGAUGAUGCAAUAUGGGUGCAAAGUGUUCAACCCCAUGGAGCUGCUGAUCAACAAGAUAUUCGAGCCGGUGACCAAUUAGUUCAAAUAAAUGGAACACCAGUUGAAGUAUUAAAAUUCAAUGAUAUACAGGAUAUGUUAGAACAUGCAAAUAGUAACCAAAUACAUUUAACAUGUUUACCAUAUCGAGAACCUCAAACUCAACCAGUUGUUGUUAGUAUAAAUCAAGCCGAAAGUCUACCAACAUUAAUUCCAAAUGAUAUGGAUACUAUAUCAGAAGAUGAUCCGCGUGUACGAUCUAUACUUGUGGGACAAGAGACAUUAGUUGAAAUUGACCGCGGUCAUUCUGGACUUGGUCUUUCAGUUGUUGGUGGAUCAGAUACACAAUUGUCAGCAAUUAUUAUUCAUGAUAUUUAUGAAGGUUGUGCUGUACAACGGGAUGGCCGAUUACUUGUUGGUGAUCAAAUACUCGAAGUUAAUUCCAUUGAUUUGCGUUCAGCAACACACGAAGAAGCUAUUGAAGCAUUACGACAAGCAACAACUGUUGUUCGUAUACUUGUUUUACGAGGAAAAGCUCUAGAUGAAAUGACGAAUGAACAAGAUAAAUUUGACAUCAUAACAAUUGAUCUAAUUAAAAAAUCUGGGAAAGGACUUGGAUUCAGCAUUAUUGGACGACGACAUGGUUAUGGUGUAUUUAUUUCGCAUAUUCUCGAAGGUGGAUGUGCAGAAAAAGAUGGUCGACUAAUGUCUGGUGAUUUAAUUCUUGAAGUAAAUGGACAAGAUUUAAGAACUGCAGCCUAUGAACAUGUUGCCUAUACACUCAAAACACUUCCACAUGGACGAGUCAAUAUAAAAAUUGGACGUCUUAAACCAAGUGUUCGCGUACAAAAUCGACCAAAUUCAGUACCCAAUGAACGUAAAAAUCGAUCACGUUCAUCAUCAUCAAAUUUUCGACGUUCAUCAGCAACUAAAAUAAAUGAUAGAUGA
This is a messenger RNA of Rotaria socialis, 7176 nucleotides long. The record is from the annotation of a GenBank genome assembly. Lineage: Eukaryota; Metazoa; Rotifera; Eurotatoria; Philodinida; Philodinidae.